AUGGAUAAAGCUUUAGAAUCACAACGAACAAGUGUUUUAAAGUAUUAUAACAAAAGUGAAAAAGAUGUUGAAAGUGACGUGAAUAUAGUUCUAGCAUCUUUGGAAAAACAAGCGCAUUUUCCAAAAAUUAAAGAUGAAAAUGAAUUCAGAAAAAAAGUGGAAGCAUUUCUCGUAUUUAAUAAAUUUUCUAUUGAAAAAACAAAAAAAAAUUUAGAUUUAUGUUAUAUGUAUCGAAAUGUUUAUCCAGAUUAUUUUGAUAACUGGGAUCCAUGUAGUCCUGAAAUGGAAAAAGCCUUCACAGAAUAUCGAUGUGUACCACUUCCACAACUUACAAAGGACUUAAAUCGUAUCACGUACUUUGAUUUAACAGAUAAAUUGGGUGACAAUUUUGAUUUAUUUACGUAUUUUAAAAUAUAUGUAAUGUCUCUUGAAAGUCGAAUCCCAUAUGAUCGAAACACAGGAGAAAUUUGUAUUAUUGACAGUUCAAGAGCUAAUUUGAACUUGUUCAAGCAAACAACACCAACUUUGCUAAAAAAAUGUUUGGAUGUUAAUCUUAAAGGUUAUAGUCUACGGCUUGCUGGACUACAUUUUCUACACCCACAUCCAGCUGGAAUGUUUAUUAUGGGCAUAUUAAAAGCUUUAAUGAAGCCAAAAUUAUAUGAACGCAUUCAUUUACAUUAUGACUUAGAAUCAUUACAUAAAUUCGUCCCAAAAGAAUUGUUACCGAAAGAUGUGGGUGGAGAUUUACCUGAAUUGCAAACACUAACAGAUGAGUGGUAUGAUGUAUUAAGAAAAAAUCGUGAUAAUUUAAUAGAACUGUCUAAAAUGCGCACAGACGAAUCAAAACGAAUUGACAAAUUAAAUGAUGAUGAAUAUUUUGGAUCAAUGCAUGGAUCAUUUAAAAAAUUAGAUGUUGACUAAUAUUUACACUCAAAAAGUAUUAUUUGUGGAUUUAUUUCAACUAAUUACCGAUGUAUCGUUUCUUACACUAAACAGUAAAAAAUUGUUUUUUUA
This is a messenger RNA of Chrysoperla carnea, 1014 nucleotides long. RefSeq names its product retinol-binding protein pinta-like. The record is from RefSeq and is a predicted model, not a curated record. Gene Ontology annotation, cellular component: membrane. Bases 1 to 921 code for a protein of 306 amino acids. Gene Ontology annotation, molecular function: phosphatidylinositol bisphosphate binding. Lineage: Eukaryota; Metazoa; Arthropoda; Insecta; Neuroptera; Chrysopidae. The transcript has 5 exons.